Messenger RNA from Papaver somniferum (opium poppy), 839 nucleotides. RefSeq names its product NAC domain-containing protein 68-like. Lineage: Eukaryota; Viridiplantae; Streptophyta; Magnoliopsida; Ranunculales; Papaveraceae. The transcript has 2 exons. Gene Ontology annotation, molecular function: DNA binding. Gene Ontology annotation, biological process: regulation of DNA-templated transcription. The record is from RefSeq and is a predicted model, not a curated record. The coding region runs from base 114 to 773 and encodes 219 amino acids.
UCAUGGUCAAACUUCAAAUCGCAUAAUUAUAAGAAGGAUUCUACAGUUGAAAGACGAUAAAAUAAAUUAUUGCAGAAGAAUUAUAAGAAGGAUUUACUGCAAGAAUUAUUGGAAUGAUUCACCGCAAAGGUACGAACAUGUCUUCUCCAGGUGCCAAGACCAACGCAAUGCUAAACGCUGUUACUGAUGAAAUGAAGUUGUCUGGCCUCCCGUCUGGUUUUACAUUCAUGCCAAAAGAUGAAGUUUUGAUAGUUUCCUAUCUCGCCAAAAAAAAUUUAGGAGAAAUAUUACCACCUAACUUAAUGAAGGAAAUGCCAGAUUUCAAUAGCCAUCAUCCUAAAGAACUUAUGCAAAAUCACACGGGGUAUGAACCAAAGAAACCAACCGAUUGGUACUUUUUUACUCAAAAGUACCAUGCGGAAAAAGAUGUUGUGCAUCGCACUGCAGGAGCCAAUGUGGCCAGUAGCACCACCAGGGUUCGGGGUCGUGUUCCAGGGCAAGGCUUUUGGCUGUCAAAACAACCUAGUUCUUCCAUCAAUUUAAGCGAUUCUCCCAAUAUCAUUAUUGGAUGCAAACGCACUUGGGAUUAUUAUGAAGAGCGGGGUUCUGAACAAUAUGAAACUGAUUAUGUAAUGCAAGAAUACACCGCAACAAUGGCAGCAGUUGGAUCCGGUGGCUAUCAUUCUGAGGAGGAGAAGAACAAAAAGGAUGAAUUCAUUUUGUGCCGAAUAUACGACAAGAAGACUAGAGCUGAUGAACCAAGCAUCUUUUGAAAAAUCUAUAUCAUGCCAAUGAGAUGUUAGACGGCUGGAGGAAACUGAAGAAGAUAUUGGAAGCAA